AUGGAGAGCCAUAAGAAGUCACCGCUGAGGGUGCGGAUGCGGGUGACGGCGAAGAAGCGUGGACGGGAACUUAACACCUGUGGCGGCUCCUCCAGCAGGAAGCGUCGGGAUCGUGACUGCUGCAACAAUUCUGUGCGAAAGCUCCAGCGGCGCGAGAUCGGCGGCUUCCCCAAGAUCAUUCGAGGGACUUCUUCCAAUGCCCCCGAGAAAUUUCGCAACAUUCAACUCCAGGUCUUGUUGCCUAUCUACUCUUGCCAUCUCUACGCGUUUCUUUAUGGGAAUCGGGGCACUGGCAUUGCUGCUUCAGGUGCCAUUUAUUUAUUUUGUUUUUUUUUCAUCGUUCAUAUCAGCGCACCCGACAAUAGUCUUUGUGCUCAAGUAGCAGGCUCUGCGUUGCACAAACCUCCCUCUUGAGUCUAUGGAAAAAAAUUUAGUGUGCUGCAAUACAAUCUGCACCCGAAAUGUCCAAUUGAUGGUAUAAUUAGUUCUACAAAAUGUCUGUUCAACAGCAUCUCACAACGUACCAGGGAAAUGUUUAGAGGAAGAAAAAAUGGCUUAAAUAUGUAGAACGUUAUUUCUGAUGGGAGCUUAGAGAUCAAGUCAGCACCUUACUCAUCAAACGCUGGGAUGGCGGAAUAUCGUUCAGAAGAUCGAUUUAUAAACAACAUAGAAAUUAAAUGGUCAGGGUUAUACCGGGGGUAUCUCACUCUCUCUGAAUGAUUUCCCAGUACCGCACCAGGUAACACUUUACAUUUGGAAGACAAUGAAAGAAAAACUCUCCUGGUUUGAAUUAGCUGGCCAAAUUAAUUAAUGUUAUAAGCUAAACGAUUUUUCAGAGAAAUGUGGUUCAAAAAAUGAAUUGGAAGAUGUUCUCUAAUCAAAGAUGCACUAUUUUAUGAGAUCGUGAUCCUGUAAGAACGCCGCAUGCAGAAAACCAUACAUGUGGUCGGAAAGGUUGCCAAUGCGAAUGGACAAGGUGUCUGUGAUUUCUUUGGACUAUAUCAGAAGGAUAGUACUUUAUAGGAUAGCCACAAGUGGAAGGACAGUUGAAAUUUGAUGUAUGAAAACUGACUGAUUUGAGAAUAUAGGAAAACUGCAAGAGGAUACUUUGGAAAUAUACAAGUGAUGGCCCGAGUCUGUUUAGGAGGUAGUGAAAAACCAUGCCAAUAAUAGAAUGACGGUAGGAAUAGCGAAAUACAAAUUAAGUUUUGGGAUGAAAUGCUGAAUGUUUUCCAAGUGAUUUGAUUAUCAAUGUCAUUUCAAACAACUGCUGAGGCCUGACGAGUUGGGAAUGAGUAAACUGAACACAAAGUGAUUUUUGAAAAACAGCAUGGCAUGCUAAAACGUGCCAAGUAUGUAUGGUUUGAACUGAUAACCCAUCAACGUUUCGGGGAUGAUAAUUACUGCCAAACGUUAAUAAUCUACUAAGAUAAAUGGGGAUGAAUUUGAAUUUUUGUUGCUGGUUGAUGUGGGAUGAGGAUCACUUCUACAACUUGUGCAGUUGGAAGGUUUUAAUUUGUAGCAAAAUAAUAUAUGUGAUUUUAUGUAUUGAUAAACACACUAUAGUUACAUAGUGAUCCAAUUUGAUGAUUGUAGGAGGAAACGUACGGACAAUGGCUGUUUAUAUGUGUCAGAUGAUUUGGACGUCUCAUGACUGAUUCUUUCUACUUGUUAAUUUUCAUUUACGUCAUAACCUUCAACAAUUAUCCCAAAAAUGGUUCCACCACGAACCUUCAUGACUCCUUUUUUUGAGGCUAUUCGUGGUCACACUUUGACGUUUAACCUUUGUCAUCAUGAUUAUUUCGUGGUUUUGACCGCUAUCAAGCUGGCAUUUGAUAAGAGUGUGUGGCAAUACUAAUGAUUCUUUUGAUCUCUUGUUCAUUGUUAUGAAUGCUUGCCCUGUAAACUUAUCUACCUUUUAUCUUUGUGAUUUUCUGGUACCGUAGUGGUUGUUUUGACAUUCUUCAUCAUUUGACCAUAAUUUUUUUUCAUUUUGCCUUAUGCAGGAAGAGUUUGAUACUUAUGAUCCCAAUGCUCAUUGGUUCUUAAGACUUCAGUUUCUUAAAAAGAGAUCUAGGAUUAUCGAAAUAGUUUCAGCAAAGGAUGUAAUUUUUGCUCUGGCGCAAUCUGGGUUGUGUGCUGCUUUUAGCCGGGGUAAGAGUUUGCUUUUUGGAUGGCAUCAUGACUUCGAGAUGAGGUUUUUUGCCUUGUUUGGUGCUUAUUUUCUUCAUGUUUGGUGUUCACAGCUACAAACAGACGUAUAUGUUUCUUGAACAUAAGCCCAGAUGAAGUUAUAAGGAGUCUCUUCUACAACAAGAACAACGAAUCAUUGAUCACCGUGUCAGUUUAUGCAUCGGAUCACUUUAGCUCCUUGAAGUGCCGGACUACUCCAAUAGAGUGAGUGGCUUGAUUUUAUGCCAUCAGAAUGACAGAUUGGCCAUUUUUUGUAGAGUUUUUACCUUCCUCUGCAUCUGUUUACAUUUCUUUGUUUUUUUUUUCUCUGCUAUAUAGCGCCUGUGUUUCUUAAGAUUUCAGAUCCACUGAAAGAGAGUAUUUCUAAUGUCUUAAAAUCAAGGAACUCAGUUACAGGAAAUUUAGAAUAGGCCCUGCCGAUCUCUUAACAAGCUGUAAUGCGAUUUAUUUUGUAAAUAAAUAAAUAAAUAAAUGCAGCUUUGGCUUAUAGUAAGAAAGUCCAGGCGCUUCCUGGCGAGCUGAAAAUUUUCCUUAAUCAGGAAGUCAUCACUGUUGACACUUUAUAAUACCCUUCAUUAGCAGCUUCCUUGGCUGAUAAACAUCUCUACUCGUGAAUGGUAAAAUGCUGCCUUUUCAAUGCCACCCCCGAUGUUCUUGUUAAUAUCCCAAGGCCAAACCAUAAUAGUUGACUCUGCACGUCCAUGAACCAUGGGAGAACGUUUUUACUAGUUGACAUAUGUGCAUUACUGAAUCGGUAAACCAAUGGGAAUGGUGGGCAAUCUUCAAUCUGCCUCGUUGAACCCCUGUUGACAUCAUCUUCUGUGUGGUUUUGCCGUCGAUGGCAGGUACAUCAGGAGAAAUCAGCUGGACGCUGGGUUUCCUCUCUUCGAGACCGAGUCGCUGAAGUGGCCCGGUUUCGUCGAGUUUGAUGACGUCAACGGAAAAGUGCUAACGUACUCCGCUCAGGAUGGGUAAGCGCAUCCCCUCUUCGGAGCUCCAAUCUGUGACUUCACCUGAACUCUGAAAUUAUCUUGACUUUUUACUCGAACCCACACAGGAUCUACAAGGUCUUUGAUCUGAAGAACUACUCCUUUCUGUACUCGAUAUCCGAUAAGAAUGUGCAGGAGAUAAAGAUCAGGUUCGGCUCAAGCCCCAGACUUGCCGAUUUCUUGGCUCGUCUUUUUCGAGUAAUUUUGGUGUUUGUGUUGGGAGCGCGUGGCUGAACUGAGGUUUGGUGAUCACAGUCCAGGUAUUAUGCUGUUGAUAUUCCACCGAGCUCCUGGUUAUGUUCCUCUGGAGAUCCUCUCCAUUGAGGAUGGGACCGUGUUGAAAUCGUUCAACCACUUGCUCCACCGCAACAAGAAGAUUGACUUCAUCGAGCAGUUCAACGAGAAGCUCUUGGUCAAGCAGGAAAACGAGAACCUGCAGAUCCUGGAUGUACGUGAAUCUAUUUCCAAUCUCUCAAUAUGAUUCUCUCUUGGUGAAAUAUUAGUGAUGCCCACGCCAUUUGCCAACCGUGCAGGUGAGGAACUCUAAGUCGACCGAGGUCAGCCGGACGGAGUUCAUGACCCCUUCGGCCUUCAUCUUCCUCUACGAGAACCACCUCUUCCUGACCUUCAGGAAUAGAACCGUCGCCGUCUGGAACUUCAAGGGGGAGCUCGUCACCUCCUUCGAGGACCACCUGCUAUGGCACCCGGACUGCAACACCAACAACAUCUACAUCACCAGCGACCAGGACUUGAUAAUCUCCUACUGCAAGGCCGAAGAGGGAUGCGAAGACGACGGAGAGGGUAUAUCUCAUUACCUCUCUCUCUCUCUCUCUCUCUCUCUCUCUCUCUCUAGGGGGGAAAUGAUAUAAAGGGUGUGCUUUGUGUUCUGAUGUGUGUUGGGCAGGUUUGCAAGUGGGAUCGAUCAACAUGAGCAACAUACUGACGGGGAAAUGCAUCGCGAAGAUAUGCUCGAAUGAUUCUGGGCUGCAGAUCAGCCCGAGGAGCCGACAGGCGGGGGGGCGGUCGUACGUCCGGAGCAGCGUGCGGGAAGCGCUGGAGGACGUCACGGCCCUCUUCUACGACGAAGACAGGAACGAGAUCUACACCGGCAACAAGCAAGGCCUGAUCCACGUCUGGUCCAAUUGA
Molecule: messenger RNA, 4328 nt
Organism: Spirodela intermedia
Lineage: Eukaryota; Viridiplantae; Streptophyta; Magnoliopsida; Alismatales; Araceae
Source: the annotation of a GenBank genome assembly